AAAUUUAAGAGACUCAAAAGCAAUUUGAUUUGUGCUUAUUGACAUUACUAAAUCAGGUGCACUUGAACAAUAAUUCUCUGUUUCCCAGACGAACAUUGAUGGCUCCGAGCAAGAAAACCAAAUCGAAGGUGAAUUCGGCUGAUUCAAAUCAGCCUCCGUCCAACUCCAAGUACCCCGCGUGCCUCCGCGCCGUCCCUCCUUCCUCCGUCGCCAUCUCCAUCCACGCAAAGCCCGGUUCCAAACUGGCCACCAUCACCGAUAUGAAUGACGAGGCAUUAGGAGUGCAGAUUGACGCCCCUGCUAAAGACGGUGAAGCUAACGCCGCACUUCUUGAUUACAUUAGCUCGGUUAUUGGGGUGAAGAAAAGGCAAGUUUCAAUAGGUUCCGGCUCAAAGUCGAGGGACAAGGUUGUGAUAGUAGAGGAGGUAACUUUACAAGGUGUAUUUGAUGCUCUAGAUAAAGUCCUAAAGAACCAGUGAAAGGAUAUUUAGUAGCUGUGAGUUGUGUGUGACAUAGUACAGUGAUCCUUUGUGUUCCUUUUACUGAAGAUCUUGAAGGUCUUUUCCUUUAUUUCUCAUCAUGCUAUUCUCAGCGACUGAGGAAGUCAACCUAGUAGAUCAACGGACUACAUAUACCGCAAAACAAGUUAUCCGGUCAUACCCAGUUUCUUUAUAUCUACUCUUCCACAUAUGACAUAGCAAUCCAGCAUGUGCAUGAAUGUGAAUGUGUGUAUGCACCUGUGCUUUUUGGUAUGUCUCUAAGCUGAUGGUAACAAAAAAUUGCAAAUAGAUUAAGUUAUAAAAUCAUUUCAAAGUUUGCCAAAACCUGGGAAAAGUAUGCUAUCAAAUCUUGCUGGUUCAAAGCUGUGCAAUGGAAUAAUUGUAGUUGUGGUGAAUGAGCUUUACAAGGCUGUUUAUUAGCGAUAAAGCAGAGCAAAGCACAUCCAAAUGUGGCAGCAGAAGUCCUCAGGGAUACAGAAACUAGCAAAGAGGAAGAAGAGAAGAGUGGAACAGACAUACUCAGAGGUUUAACAAAUACAAAAUAUGAAGCCAGGUUUUUGUUGUUAUUACUCUCUUUGGAUGAAUGAUACACUUGUUUGCUAGGCCUGAAGACGGCAAUGCUGGAGCAUAGAGCUAGUGCUCUUGAGUCAAAAACUUAAAAGGAUUUAGAAUCUUUAACCCCCCGUAUAAAUAUACUACAAGGAAUUCUUCCCAAACAGGUACCAUAUUAUUUAGGCCUAAUCAGACCAUAGUUUAUGGAUACUGCACAGCCAGGAAUUCUUUGAAGUGAAUACAUGAUAAAUCCAUGGUUAAAUACUAUCAACAGCCAGCUUCCACGUUAAAACAGGCGAAGUGGCUCGGUUCCAUUCAUGUUCUGGAUCCAAUUAAUUGUAUCAAGUGGUGCAUAUUGAUGAAUGUUGUGGACCUGUCUUCAAGUGAAAGUUGUUGAAAGCUCAUUUAUCAGUCUUCAGAUAAGAAAGUAUUCCAACUGGCAUCAAUGAAAAAAGAGUAGCUGGUAACAGGAAUGAUGAAAUAUGAGUAGCUGGUAACUAACAGAUGAUAUUUGGAUAUAAAGAAGGAGUGCAGAAUUGGGAGUAUUAGUCAAUGAGCAGCAGUGGCUUGUGGACUAGAUUACUUUGGCAGAAAAGCUCUCAUGCAUGUAGUAGAGGAGGAUAGGGUGGGUUUGGUAUUUUACUGCCUCUUUUUCUGGAAACUGUGGAAGAUGAAUGUGUUUCUUUCUCCUACUCCCAUUCGACUUUUGCGAGCCUUUACCAUUGUCAUCAAUGAAACGGCUAAGCAAGAAAUGAGGAUUUGAUUAUUUUUUAUCUCUGUUAUGUAUAUGCUAUGCUCUCUCUGUCUCUGUCAAA
Sesamum indicum (sesame) is the source of this 1867-nucleotide messenger RNA. RefSeq lists its product as uncharacterized. Lineage: Eukaryota; Viridiplantae; Streptophyta; Magnoliopsida; Lamiales; Pedaliaceae. The record is from RefSeq and is a predicted model, not a curated record.